AUGUCGGCUGAUAGAAGAAAAGAAAAAAAAUUCAAAAGAGAUUUGACAAAUGUAACUCAUAUACACAAACAGAUUAACAAACCCGACACAAUCCUUACACAAUUUCAUAUAGAAGAAACUUACAAGCAUUCGGUACUUAGACUUGCUGGUUCCAAAACUAUUGUGACUGAUGAUCUGAAAGAUGAAUAUUUUAAGAAAAAAACUAUCAAUGCAAUGAUCUCUCUUUUGAAAGGUGCAGUCAAUAAAAUUAAUGGAACUCAUCAGCAACCUGGUUCUAAUUUACUAGCCAUGAUGGGUCAAGGACCUUUGGUGGGAAAAGCUCAUUUAGAUUGGAACAAGAAAUAUGGAGGAAUAAUAGUAUAUCAUGGAUUUUUAAAUGGACCAAUUGUACUUUUAACAGAUCCUAAAUAUUAUCCACAAAUAUUGACAAAUAAUGCUUAUGAAUUUAUUAAACCAUUGGAAUUUACUACAGAUUUAAGAAUCAUGGUAGGAGAUGGGAUUUUGUUUGCUGAAGAUUUGAAACCGCUUGUCAAUUUGCCUACUUUUCCGAUCCAAAUUAACAAAAAAGAAACUAUUGAAAAGCUCAAGGAAACAAUUAAAAAGAAUAAUGUGCCAGAUUUUGAUAAAUUCACAUCCAAAGAUCUCAAACUGUGGAAGAUUGAUUAA
Entrophospora sp. SA101 is the source of this 666-nucleotide messenger RNA. NCBI's taxonomy places the organism in Eukaryota, Fungi, Glomeromycota, Glomeromycetes, Entrophosporales, Entrophosporaceae. The record is from the annotation of a GenBank genome assembly.